This is a messenger RNA of Penicillium griseofulvum, 1746 nucleotides long. Its product is annotated as UV-endonuclease UVE-1. The coding region runs from base 1 to 1746 and encodes 581 amino acids. Gene Ontology annotation, molecular function: endonuclease activity. The transcript is spliced from 2 exons. Gene Ontology annotation, biological process: nucleotide-excision repair; mitochondrial DNA repair; response to UV. The record is from RefSeq and is a predicted model, not a curated record. NCBI's taxonomy places the organism in Eukaryota, Fungi, Ascomycota, Eurotiomycetes, Eurotiales, Aspergillaceae. Gene Ontology annotation, cellular component: mitochondrion; nucleus.
AUGGCCAGAGCAACUAAGAUACCUAGGCCGGAGGUGAAACCAGCAGAUAUUCUCAAUGGAGAUAUACCUUUGCCUGCUGGUCAGGCAGAGGCGGAAUUGGACCCUGAAUCAGACGAAGACAUUCCCCUUGAUGCGGAAGAGCUAAAAGAGGCACUCGGCCGGCCACCUCCGGUGAACAGCAGCUACCUCCCCCUUCCCUGGAAAGGCCGAUUAGGAUAUGCUUGUCUAAAUACGUACCUUCGCUAUUCGACGCCCUCCGUAUUCUGUUCUCGAACCUGUCGAAUCGCAUCUAUAAUCGAAAAUCGACACCCGCUCCAAGACCCCGAGCAGCCCGCACACACGGUCAAGAAUCGUCCAGACCGCAACCAACCAUCCGAUGUUGCACGCGGGCAGGCCUUCGUCGAGGGGCUAGGCUUGGCGAAUGUACGUGAUUUGGUCAAAAUCAUUCGUUGGAACGAUAAGUAUGGCAUCAAGUUCAUGCGGCUCAGCAGUGAGAUGUUCCCAUUUGCCAGUCACAAGGAAUAUGGCUAUAAGCUAGCGCCAUUCGCCUCGGAGGCGUUGGCAGAGGUAGGACGUGUGGUUGCAGAACUCGGGCACCGGGUGUCGGUUCACCCUGGGCAAUUCACUCAAUUUGGAUCCCCGAGGAAAGAAGUCGUUGAAAAUUCUACCCGCGAUCUCGAGUAUCACUCGGAGAUGCUCCAGCUACUCAAACUUCCCCCUCAACAGGACCGUGAUGCGGUGAUGAUCCUGCACAUGGGUGGGGUGUUUGGUGAUAAGGCAGCCACACUAGACCGCUUCCGAGAGAACUACGCCAUGUUGUCGCAGGACAUCAAAAAUCGGCUGGUCCUGGAGAAUGACGAUGUUAGCUGGUCUGUUCACGAUCUACUUCCUAUUUGCGAGGAGCUAAACAUUCCUCUUGUCCUCGACUAUCACCACCAUAAUAUCAUUUUUGAUGCCAAUGAGGUCCGCGAAGGCACCGAGGACAUCAUACCCCUCUACGACCGUAUAUCAGCAACAUGGUCUCGGAAGAAUAUCACCCAGAAGAUGCAUUAUUCCGAACAAACUGCAUCCGCCAUCACACCACGUCAAAGGCGCAAACACAGUGACCGCGUUACUACCUUACCCCCUUGUCCGCCCACCAUGGACCUAAUGAUCGAGGCCAAGGACAAAGAACAAGCCGUAUUUGAGUUGAUGAGAAACUUCAAACUCCCCGGCUACAAUCUUGUGAACGAUAUAAUACCCUUCAUGCGGCACGACGAAAACCAACCACACAAGCCACCCAAAAGGACAAAGAAGAAUGGAGCCUUCGUGGACCUAGAAGGCUCAAUGCCACCACCUCGCACCAUCCCCGACGAAGAAGUCGGAAUGGGUGGACCGGAUGGCAGAGUCUACUGGCCCGAGGGCAUGGAAGAAUGGCUCCGACCGGCAAAGAGAAUCGUGAAACCUAAAGCUACACCAAGCCCCAAGAAAGGCGCCUCAAAGAAGGGUAAAAUUGAGUCUAUCGCAGACAAUGCUCCCUUAGAUACACCCAUCAAGAUAGAAACGCCAGUAAAAAAGCCAGUCAGGCGGACGCGUCCAUCAACCAAGGCUCGCAACAAGCGCAAGGCUUCAGAUAUUGAGUCUACCACAGAGUCUGAAGAGACUGAAGAUAUCUCAGUGGAAGCGGACAGUGCUCCGGCUUCAACGUCAAUCUCUCGACGAAGUUCUCGUGCGAAGAAAGUGAAUUACACCGAGGAUAGCUCAUAA